Messenger RNA from Galleria mellonella (greater wax moth), 1943 nucleotides. RefSeq lists its product as uncharacterized. The record is from RefSeq and is a predicted model, not a curated record. The coding region runs from base 9 to 1655 and encodes 548 amino acids. NCBI's taxonomy places the organism in Eukaryota, Metazoa, Arthropoda, Insecta, Lepidoptera, Pyralidae. The transcript has a single exon.
GUUUUAAAAUGAUAAAUGAAGAGCAGAGAGCAAGAAUAUUAAGACAAUUUAAUAGUUUUGCGAACAGGUACGAUCAAGAUAAUUAUUUAAGUGGGCUUAUAAUCGUAUCUAAUGUACGACGUCGUCGUCCACGAGUAGGUGAAGAAAAUGCGAAAUUACAUAAUAAGUCAUACUCUUACAAGAUUCGUAUGAUCGGGGAUGAUACUUACGAGUUACCGGUGUGUAGAAAAGCUUUUAUAUCCUUACAUGGUAUCACUGGAAGAAGACUUCAAUUUCUUCAGAAAUCACUGACUGAGUAUGGCGUUGUCCAAAAAGAUAAACGAGGGAAACAUGUUAAGAAAAAGCUUUCUAAACAAACUAUUGAUUUAAUGUACAAGCAAAUUGACACUCUGAAAACUAUUAACGGCAAGAAAGGCCAUUAUAAUUUACGUGAGAGUCAAAAAAUAUAUCUGUCGGAUGAGUUGAACUUGUCUAAAAUUCACAAAAUGUAUAAUGAAAACAAUCCAAAUAACAGAGUAUCAUACGAAACAUAUCGCAACUUUUUCAAUAAGAAUUUCAACAUAUCAUUCGGUUAUCCCAGGGUGGAUACAUGUUCGACUUGUGAUGAAUUUCAAGCUGAGAAAAAACAUCUUGAAAUUAAGAUUGCUCCUCUUCCUGAUGGGCAAGAAAAAUCACAGAUUUUGUCUCAACUUCGAAGACUCGAAAUAGAAAAUUUAGCACACAAAAAGAGAGCUGAAGUCUUUUAUGAUAAAAAAAGAAAAGCUCGUUUGACAGCUAGGCAAGAUGUUACAACAGUAGCGAUUGCAAUGGAUUUUUCAAAAAAUCUUUCUGUACCGAAUAUAACUACAAACGAUGUAUAUUAUAAAAGGCAGCUGAGUUAUUUUAUGUUUAAUAUUCAUGUGCUUGCUGAUUCUUCAUCUUAUUUUUUCGCUUACGAUGAGAGUAUUGGAAAAAAAGGAUCAGACGAUGUAGCCUCUCAUCUGUUUCAUUUCAUAUUUAAUAAAAUGGAGUUACAGGUCAAGUCUCUUAUAAUUUUCUGUGACUCGUGUGGUGGUCAAAAUAAAAAUUAUACCAUCUUUAGACUGCUACACUACAUAGUUCACUGCUGCAACCGAUUAGAAUUAGUCACAGUUAUAUUUCCCAUAAGGGGUCACUCAUACAUGGAGUGUGAUCGUAACAUGGCCUAUAUCAAUCAAAAGGCUAGAAUUGAACUUCCUGAAGAAUGGGCCGAACAUAUGCGUGGAGCUCGACAGAAACCGAAACCUUUCGAUAUUAUCGAAUGUUCACAAGAUGCAUUUAAGGGCUGGACUGCAUUUCUGAAACCGUUUUACAAAAAAACUUGUCCUUUUCCCAUACGACCGGUGCGUGAAUUUCGAGUCCAGAAGGAACACCCACGGCUCAUGUUUCACAGAAAUUUCAAUAAUAGUCCAUGGGAAUCUAGUGUGGUCAAUACACCAGCUUCUUUUCGGUCUAUGAAGGCAGUUAAUGAGGGCGAAUUCAAAUUACCUGGUUUGGCUUAUAAAGACAAGCUGCCUAUAUCAACAGCAAAAUAUAACGACCUGCAGUUCCUAAAAAAGUUCUGUAGGCCUGAAACGAGACGUUAUUACGAUGAACUUCCUCAUGCUGCAAAUAUUAAAGAAUCAGAAGGCAAUUAAAACAGUCAUUUGGGUACCUAUCAUUAUUGACUGUCAACGCAGUGUGGACAGUGAUCAUUAUAGUUCUGAUUUUUAAAGACUUACUUUUGAUUACAUUAUUUUUAAUUAGUUUAUAAUACUCUAAGAAUGAUUAUUUUCCAAAGAAAUAAUGCUAUGAUACAUGUUAUUUAAUUGUAAUAAACAAAAUUUAAUUAUCUUUAUGUUUGAGUUUUUUUAUACCGUUUAAAAAUUUAAAACUCAAUUAUCUUAAAACAAAAGACAAAGGACAUUCAUCAUUAUUGCAGUGGA